AUGAAGGCCUCCUUUCACAAGUAUCGACACCAUCGUCAUGUCGUAUUGGAAGCCAUGAAAGGUCCACACGGAGCGAAUGCUUUUAAAUAUGCUUCUCGAGAGUUGAGGACUGGUCAAGAGAUGAUCCUUCAAGCUCUCUCUUUGUUUGAGCCACCAAAUUUGAAUGAUUACUUUUCUUUGUUGAUGAAGAAAUCACAAAGUGAAACAUUGAAUGAGAAGGAUGAUGAAAUUCUUUCUCUAUUACUGAAAUUGUAUCCAAGUGCUUUUUUGAAAUAUUAUUUCCACAGCAGUGCAGCAACCAUGAGAACAACACCAAAUGCAAUCACAAAAUAUCUCAGCAAUGAUCUGCAUGUCGUUGAAGACUCUUUACAAGUUCUUGAAAAAGCUCUCAUUCUCAAAGCCAUGUCCUUCAAUCCAAAGGCUCUUCUGUUUGUACCACCUUCGUAUCUGUACGAUCGUGAAGUUAUUCUCACAGCUGUAAAAGCGAAUGGAAGUUGUCUUUCGAAUGCUGAAAUGGCACGUCAUUUUCUCGACGAUGAAGAAAUUGUGAGACAAGUACUCGCAAAUGAAACACUUGCUCAUUUUUCAUUGGCAAGUCCAAAUUUAAGGAAUAAUAAGGAAUUUGUCAUGAGCAUUCUGAGCAGUAAUCCUUCCUCAUUUGUGUAUGCUUCAAAAAGGUUGAGAAGUGAUCGAGAGGAAUUGAUUCGGCAGGCAGUUCAACAAGUUGCUGGAACGCGCUUUUCUUUGGAAGAAAUUGAAGAAAUUUGUGAAGAGGCACGACAGAUGGCACCUCAAUCUUCUGAUUUUGAAUUAUUUCCAACCUACACUAGAACACAGUUUUUGAGAGCAGUUUGUGUGGAUGCUUCUGCGUUGGAUCGAUAUCAAUAUCAAUUUGGUGAAGCCAUCACGAAUGAUGACACAACUAUGGAUCCUGUAAUCGUUCAAGCUGCAAAAUAUGGACGUUUCAACAAGGUGUGCAAAAAUAUUAACGAGUUGAAUGAAUUGUAUCUCGUGAGAAUGAAUUUCGAAUAUGAUGGAUGUGACAUUCCAGACCAUUACAAAACACUUCGAUGGGAAAUAUUGCCUGCAAGUGGAGAAGAACAUUAG
Messenger RNA from Naegleria fowleri, 1107 nucleotides. RefSeq lists its product as uncharacterized. Lineage: Eukaryota; Heterolobosea; Eutetramitea; Acrasida; Naegleriidae. The transcript is spliced from 2 exons. The coding region runs from base 1 to 1107 and encodes 368 amino acids. The record is from RefSeq and is a predicted model, not a curated record.